GUGAUCCCACGUCCGCAUCCUUUCUAUCCACGUCAAUCUUCAGUCACGGGACCUACUGCCAGCAAUAACAAAGUUCAUUUUUUUUGUGUUAAAUAGUUCAUAAACAACAAGCACCGUAUACUAGUCUACUUUUCUGCUACCAUGGCAACACCAAGUCUCCUCAGUCUGGACACGUGACUUUGCAUCUCCUGCUCCAUCUGCCCCUCCCAGAGCAUCCCUCCUCCUGCAAAGCUGAAGCAAUCUCCAUCCCUAGCACACCGACACCUUUAGCUGCCUACAGCCUGCACCCCUCACGGAGCAUGGCCCGGAACCGCAAGGAGAGGAACAGCUGGGGUGGAUUUACUGACAGAAAUUAUGACUGGAGCUCAGAGGAGGAGGAAUAUGAGAAGAAGGCUCACCCAGUUCAGGUCCUGGUGGUUAAAGAUGACCAUUCCUUUGAGUUGGAUGAGGCCGCAUUGAACCGCAUUCUGCUGUCAGAAGCAGUCAGGGACAAGGAGGUGGUUGCUGUGUCAGUAGCUGGAGCAUUUAGAAAAGGAAAAUCAUUCCUGAUGGACUUUAUGCUGAGAUAUAUGUACAAAACGGAUACAGUUGAUUGGCUUGGUGAUUAUAAUGAGCCACUGUCUGGUUUCUCCUGGAGAGGAGGUUCUGAACGGGAAACCACAGGGAUUCAAAUAUGGAGUGAAAUCUUUCUGGUGGAAAAUCCUGAUGGUAACAAGGUCGCAGUGUUACUAAUGGAUACCCAAGGAACCUUUGAUAGCCAGUCUACACUCAGAGAUUCUGCUACAGUAUUUGCCCUCAGUACUAUGAUUAGCUCCAUACAGGUGUACAACUUGUCUCAGAAUGUUCAGGAAGAUGAUUUACAACACCUACAGCUCUUUACAGAGUAUGGAAGGCUGGCAAUGGAGGAGACAUUUCUGAAACCCUUCCAGUCCCUUAUUUUUCUCGUACGUGACUGGAGUUUUCCAUAUGAAUUCCCUUAUGGUUCUGACGGAGGCAACAAGUUUUUGGAAAAGAGGCUAAAGGUCUCUGAAAACCAGCAUGAAGAGCUGCAGAAUGUAAGAAAGCACAUCCACUCCUGUUUCACAAACAUAUCUUGCUUUCUCAUGCCCCAUCCAGGCCUCACUGUAGCAACAAACCCAAACUUUGACGGAAAACUAAAAGAAAUAGAUGAAGAAUUCAUAAAGAAUUUGAAGGUAUUUAUUCCAUGGCUUUUGAGCCCUGAGAACUUGGAUGUUAAAGAAAUCAGUGGAAACAGAAUCACUUGCCGAGGUCUGGUGGAAUAUUUUAAGGCUUAUAUAAAGAUUUAUCAAGGUGAAGAAUUGCCACAUCCCAAAUCCAUGUUGCAGGCCACAGCUGAAGCCAACAAUCUCGCUGCUGUGGCGACAGCAAAGGAUUUGUACAAUAAGAAUAUGGAAGAGGUAUGUGGUGGUGACAGACCAUUCUUGGCACCUACUGAUCUGCAACAGCGACACCAGCAUCUGAAAGAAGAAGCAGUGAAGCUGUUUCGUGGGGUAAAAAAAAUGGGAGGAGAGGAAUUCAGCCGCCGUUACCUGCAGCAACUGGAAAAUGAAAUAGAUGAGCUUUAUGUGCAGUAUAUCAAGCAUAAUGACAGCAAGAAUAUAUUUCAUGCCGCGCGCACCCCUGCAACUCUCUUUGUGGUCAUAUUCAUUACUUACGUGCUGGCUGCUGUUACUGGUUUUAUUGGUUUGGACAUUAUAGCCAGCCUGUGCAACAUGAUCAUGGGACUGACUCUUAUCACACUGUGCACCUGGGCAUAUAUCAGAUAUUCAGGGGAAUACAGAGAGUUGGGAGCAGUAAUAGAUCAGGUGGCUGCAGCUCUGUGGGACCAGGGAAGCACCAAUGAGGCAUUAUACAAACUGUACAGCGCUGCUGCCACUCACAGACACUUGUACCACCAUGCUUUCCCCGUGCCACAGGCAGAUGCUGCCGAAGAGACCGAGAGAAAACACAUAUAGUCAUGGCUUUAAUUAUUCCCUUUCUUUUAUGUGGUAAGGGCCUGUGAUAUGUGGCUCACUGAGGUACCAGUACCUUUGGAAUAAAAAGAUGACACACUGCAUGAACAUUAGUGUACACCCAAUAUCAUUUAAGCACCCUGUUCUGAUGCACCCGUACAAAGGACUGAAGUAUACAAAUAGAGGGUGGCCAGACAGGGAGACAAUAAAAAUUGUUCAGUAAUGCUCUAUUUACAACUUGUGAGGUGUGUGCUUCUAAGGUGCAGCUUUGUUGAUGGUCGGGUACCGCUAAGACAUGGCUGUACAGAGGACUUGGAAGCUACUUACCAUCACAUUUAAAGGGGCAGCAUUAUGAAGAUACAGAUUGAACAAGAUCUUGUAGAUGUGAGUUAUGACUUUUUAUUGCAGAGGUGAGCAAUUCUCAGGGCAAGUUUUAAGACUGGAUUAAGAGGGCAUCCUGAAUCCAGAUGUCCUUGGUAAUAAAAAAAAUAGUGUUACAUAAUCUUGAAUAAUGUUCAGUCAGUUUAAUGAAAAGGUUAAGUAUAUACUUCAAGGAUGUCAAACCUGCAACCCUCCAAAGGCUACUGAACUGCAGUUCCCAUAAUGCCAUUAACAGACUGAUGGGGCGUUUUGGUAGAAUUAGGCAUAAUACUGGCCAUCCUGGAUAAAUAUAUUUUUUCUGAAGAUACAACCUUCAGCCUUACUGCAGCCCCAUAGGGCCCCAGUUCUCUAACACCUGCACUUACAAUUCUUAGUGCACUAUUACCUGUUUAGAGGUGCAAAUUUACAAUUGCUCCUCUGUAACACAACGUGUAAAAAAAAAAAUAAAACCACAAAUUCCAAGUACAUCACCAGGCAUCACAGUGUAAAAAAAGGCAUAGUGCUCAAGCUGUGUUUUGGUUUUUCAGGGAUCACAUACCUCUAUGUUAAAAUCUGUGUUAAAAAGAAACAUCUGCUUCUGGUGUAAUGUAACAGCAUCAAAUCUGUAAAAAAUAAAUGUGAAGUUUGGGUCUAGACAGCCGGAUAAAAAGCCCUGGGAAAUACAAAAAUUUUCCUAGCAUCCACUCCUGAUCUUUGAUUUUAGAAUCCUGAAAGACCAAAAAAAAAAAAAAAAAAGCAAAAUUUCUCAA
Xenopus tropicalis (tropical clawed frog) is the source of this 3103-nucleotide messenger RNA. RefSeq names its product atlastin GTPase 1 (gene atl1). The record is from RefSeq and is a predicted model, not a curated record. Bases 300 to 1976 code for a protein of 558 amino acids. NCBI's taxonomy places the organism in Eukaryota, Metazoa, Chordata, Amphibia, Anura, Pipidae. Gene Ontology annotation, cellular component: Golgi membrane; axon; endoplasmic reticulum membrane. Gene Ontology annotation, molecular function: GTP binding; GTPase activity. The transcript is spliced from 15 exons.